AUGGAUGAAGUGGGUAGGUAUACGCGGUCAUGGAAAUGUCAAGUAUCUGUUGGGGAACUCUAUAGAUGGAUAUUAGCGAAGCUGUCAGACAAAGAUAUUAAGCGGGCCCUGCAUAAAUACCGUGACCUAAUGCCUAGACAAUCUGACUGGAACCGCAAACUUACUCAGGCUACAAAUAUGCCCGAACUUGGUUUCCGAUACCUAUAUCGUUGUGGGCAGAUAGAUGAAAGCAACCAUCGCACGAUGCAAAAGAUGCUUAAAUAUAUUGACCGUCAGGACGUGCUGCCUUAUUUUGACACGAUUCUAUACAACACAAAUAAUGCCAAUUGCUCGAUUGAGGAACUCAAAAGAGUUCUACUUGACAAGGUUGAUGCUUUUCUUCAGUACUCUUCCGUGCUUGGGGAAGAGGAGGUGCAUCCGGAGCAGCCGUACGAAAUUAUUCAAUGCCAGCCUCCUGAAAGCCGCCGCGUAACAAGGGCACAGGCUAAGCGCAAAGCCUCUUCGGAUCAAGCACGCUGCGUGACUGUAGCAAAACGCGCUCGACGCAGCUCAAUAACCGCUCAUCCGAGCAGUGGUUCAGAUAGUUCAUUGGUGGCAUCGUGUUCAACCGCGCACGGAGACGCUCAGUUGAAUGAGUUAGCCGCUAGCUGCUGUGGUCAGGUUCGCUCGGCCAUAAUGGCCGGUGCACUUGGUGGGCAGAUUAUACACGCCCUGCUCUCUGCCUCUUUGAUAAGCAUGCUCUCUGUCCUGCGCAUGACGCUUGCAGUUAACCCAUCCACCCAACACUCAGUCAUGGUUGGUGGUAAUGCGGCUGGCAGCAGCAACUCUGCAAUGUCCUCUAGGGCCGUCGCUCAUGUAAAUUUCGCCGCUGGAGGUCUUUCUCCUUCACGUCUAAUUGCCGCGAUGCCACACCUGAUGGCACUGGCGCGAGUCCAUGUGCCACCAGUAUUUGGACAUCCCUCGAGACGCUUGCUUUACAGACCUUUGCCAGCACCGCAAGUGCCCUCGCAACAGAGGCCUCCUCGGCCACAACAGCCCCCUCCACAAUCAGCACCACCGCAACCGCAGCUGCCGCAACAUCCCCACCUGCAGAGAAACCUUCUCCUCUCAGGUGGAGUUGGCAUUACGGCUUCCGCUAACGACUCGUGUAUUCACUACUACUGUAAUUUACGCUUACGAAUUAACAUCGACAUGGGCAGCUCAAGGGAAAUGCUGAACCUCAUACACGUCGACCGACAGGACCCUUACGGACGGCAGUUGGAUAUGUUCGUUCAGGCCUCGAAUCUGCUUCGGACAAGAUGCCCAGGAGAGUUUAUUUGCCAGUUGCGAUUUAACCAUCUGGAUCAUCUUGAGGCCUUCUGGAAUGACUAUGUCUCCGGUGCACUUAGAAGGGUAAGUACCCUGUUUCCUGCUGCUUCUUUUGGCUAUUUAGCAUUUGUUAGAUAA
Messenger RNA from Mesocestoides corti, 1446 nucleotides. NCBI's taxonomy places the organism in Eukaryota, Metazoa, Platyhelminthes, Cestoda, Cyclophyllidea, Mesocestoididae. The record is from the annotation of a GenBank genome assembly.